AUGUCCUCUCCCGUCCCCUCCCGUCUCUUCCGCCUCCUGACCUCUCGGGGCCGACCCUCGCGCCGCGGCGUCGCGCCCCGCCUCGACGCUAGCCAGCAGCCUCUACAGUCUCGCGCUACUCUCGCCACAGCAGCCCGCCUUCGCCUCCGACGCUCCUUCCUACACCGACCGUUCCCGCCAUCGCUGGCCCAAAUCCAGCGCGCAGCCACGCGCCGCUUCUUGGCCGUCACGACCCAGCGCGGCCUCUCUCUCUUUCCGCUGCGCGCGCACUCGAGCCGCUCAUGCGUCCGACGCCUCGCUAACACUCUCUUCUCCUCUCGCCUAUCAUCUGUCGCUCUCACUGACUCGCCGCGAGCGCGAUCCUCUUCCUCCGCACUUCCUCAUCGGCGUUGCACCGCUGCUCGGCCGCCUCUCGGCGCGAGUCGCGCAGCGCCGCCGCGCGGCCGCUCGCGCGCUGCCCGCGUCCGCGCCAAGCUCGCUCCUCCGGCUAAACGGCGUGACUCAUGCGCGCGACGCCCCUCCUUCUCUUCACGAGUCGCCGCGCGGCUACGCGCCCCGCGACUCGCUCUGACGGCCGCGUCUCCGCUCUACUCCUCUAUCUCCUGCCGCGCCGUGUCGCGGGCCGCGCCUCGCUUACGUUCGCCAUCGGUCUCACGCUCUCCUUGGCCUCCGCUCGCUCGCAGCAAGCGCGCGCACCGCGCCUCUUCUCCUUCUUGUCCAACCUAUGUUCGGACAUUUACUCCCGCCUCGUUCCUGCUACGCGCGCCGCGCUCCGUUCGGACCCGCCCUCGUCCCAAUCUCUAA
Molecule: messenger RNA, 804 nt
Organism: Penaeus chinensis
Lineage: Eukaryota; Metazoa; Arthropoda; Malacostraca; Decapoda; Penaeidae
Exons: 1
Coding region: 1-804 (267 amino acids)
Source: RefSeq, a predicted model, not a curated record